AUGAACGAAAACAUAUACGAGUUUAUAGUGAAAGAAACUGUGAGAUGUGCAGUAAAUAUGAAGAAUAUGCAGGAUUUUAUCCUCACAGUUGAAGAAGUGAAGGUCUUUGUCGGAUUUCUUCUUUUUGCUGGCUACCAUAAGCUCCCUGUUGAGAAGCUACACUGGUCUGAAGAUGAAGAUGGCAUACCAAUUAUAAAGACAGCUAUGUCAAGGAAUAAAUAUCAGAAGUUGAAAACACUGCUUCAUUUUCAAGAUAAUGACUUAGCCAAUGAAAACAAACACAAUCGCGGAUUCAAAAUUAGACCCCUCUUGAAAAUGAAAAUGAUAAAUGAAUCUUUUCAAAAAUUUGGAAUAUUUGAGGAAAAUUUGUCAAUUGACAAAUUGAUAGUCAAAUACUAUGGACGAAGUGGGCUGAAACAGUUUAUCCGAGGCAAGUCUAGUAGAUUUGGCUAUAAGUUGUGGUCUCUCUGUGGAGCAAGUGGCUACUGUUUCAAAUUUGAUUUAUACUGUGGAAAGGAUCCAGAAGAUACUGCAAGGGAUGACCUACUAUUGGGAUCAAGAGAAGUCCUAAAUAUGCUGGACUGCAUUGAAAAUCCCGAGAAUCAUUGUGUGUACUUUGACAAUUUCUUCACUAGUAGAGAUCUUCUGAUUCAUCUGAGAAAUUUGGGUUUUCGAGCAACUGGGACUGUCAGAGGGAAUCGAGUUGGUGACUGUCCACUACUGAGCAGCAACGAACUGAAAAAGACAGUUCGAGGAAACUAUGACUACCAGAGAAUGAGGAAUGGUGAAGUCUUAUUUGUUCGAUGGCAUGACAACAGAUGCGUUACAAUUGGUACAAAGUUUGACAAAGUUGAACCUUUGGGAGCAGCUACGCGGUACAGUAGACAAGCAAGUAAGAAGACACAAGUGCAACAACCUGCCGUUUUGAAGUCGUAUAACGCAUACAUGGGAGGUGUUGACCACCAUGACUGGUUAGUUGGAAAAUAUGCGAUGGUAAUUUGA
Schistocerca cancellata (South American locust) is the source of this 1002-nucleotide messenger RNA. Its product is annotated as piggyBac transposable element-derived protein 3-like. Gene Ontology annotation, molecular function: sequence-specific DNA binding. The coding region runs from base 1 to 1002 and encodes 333 amino acids. Lineage: Eukaryota; Metazoa; Arthropoda; Insecta; Orthoptera; Acrididae. The record is from RefSeq and is a predicted model, not a curated record. The transcript has a single exon.